This is a messenger RNA of Antrostomus carolinensis (chuck-will's-widow), 135 nucleotides long. It is a transcript of the gene IMMP2L, whose product is annotated as inner mitochondrial membrane peptidase subunit 2. Gene Ontology annotation, molecular function: endopeptidase activity; serine-type peptidase activity. The transcript has a single exon. Lineage: Eukaryota; Metazoa; Chordata; Aves; Caprimulgiformes; Caprimulgidae. Gene Ontology annotation, cellular component: mitochondrial inner membrane peptidase complex. The annotation marks the transcript as partial. The record is from RefSeq and is a predicted model, not a curated record.
AUGGCACAGACUCAAGGUUUUGGGAAGAGAUACAUUAAAGCCUUUUUUAAAGGUUUCUUUGUUGCUGUUCCGGUAACGGUGACUUUCCUGGAUAGAGUUGCCUGUGUAGCAAGGGUGGAAGGAGCAUCAAUGCAG